AUGAUCUCCUCAACAGCAUGGGUCUCUCGCGGCUUGCCGGCGCGCAACCCGACAAAGUACGCGCUAGAUCCCAACGAGAUGCAACGUCUUUCCAAGUUGGCAGGUGUGCAAUUCGAUGAGGCCAAGGCGCAGUUGGAGAGCGCUCGUAUACGAUUAGCUGGAGAUGUGGAUGUGGAGGAGGAGGAGGAGGAGGAGGCGGAGGAAAGGGAGUGGAGCGAUGAGGAUGACGAGGAUGAUGAGGAUGAGGGGAAAGGGGCGAGGAAGAUCAAGAUGCAAGAGGAUCAGCAGGCGACGAAGACGGAGGCGGAGGCAGAGGCGGAUCCAAACGACUUGUCGCGCUACAAUCUGGACACGUACGGCGAGGAUGAUGAGGAUGAGGAUGGCAUGGCGGGCGGCAACGGCAACGGCAACGGCAACAGCAACAUCUUUAGCAACAUCAAAGGCCUGCAAUAUCAUCGCAACAACGAUCAAGAUCCCUACAUCACCUUGCGCGGUGCCAGCGACUUGGAAGAGGAGGAAGCUGCGGAGAGGGAAGAGCUGCAGGUGCUGAAAGAGGACAAUAUGAUCGUCAGUUGCAAGACGGAGGAUGAGAUCUCGAUGCUGGAAGUGCACAUCUACAAUCAUCACGCAAGAGAUUUCUUUGUUCAUCACGAUCUCUUGCUGCCCGCCUUUCCACUCGCGCUGCAAUGGCUCGACUUUAAUCCUGCCGGCGUAGUGGGCGCCAGCAGCGGCAGCGGCAGCGUGGGGGCCAAAGGCAACUUUGUAGCGGUGGCUACCAUGGACCCCACCAUCGAGAUUUGGAAUCUGGACGUGGUGGAUGGCUUGUUUCCCAAUGCCAUACUGGGCAAUCAAGAGGCCGUCAAGGCGAUGGAUAUGCCAGCUGGCACAGGAAAAAAGAAACGUCGAAUGCCUGCUCCUCGCAUUCCAAACGAUGCCUAUCACGUGGAUGCGGUGCUGGGACUGUCAUGGAACACGCACGCGCGCAACUUGCUCGCUUCCUGCUCCGCCGACAGUACGGUCAAGCUGUGGGAUCUGACUCGAGCGCCCAGUGGCGCUACAGACUUCGACUCGCCAGGCGGCACGACGGCCCUUCGAUCCUUUUCUCAUCAUACGGACAAGGUACAAUCGGUAGCGUGGGACACGUCCGGUUCUUCCAUCGGUGCAGUGCCCAACCCAGCAGUACUGCUCAGCGGAUCGUACGACAAGACGCUGCGCGUAUUCGAUACGCGCACGCCAGAAAAGGGAUUGAUCGCAAAUGUGCACGAAGAUGUGGAGUGUUUGACUUGGGAUCCUUGGAACGCCAACAGGUUCAUCGCUUCGUUCGAAGAUGGCCUGGUCAAAGCGUACGACGUUCGGUCCCUACCCAGCGCCCCCUCCUCCUCCCCUCCCUCCAAUCCCAAGUCCAAAUCCAGCGCAACGAAACAGCAACACGUCACGCAGGCGCUCUUCACCCUCGCAGCGCACGAUGGAGCUUGCACCUCCGUCUCCUUUUCCAAAGAUGUCAAGGGCUGCUUCGUGACGGGCGGAACGGAUAAACUUGCAAAAGUGUGGAACGCCACGUAUGAAGAGGAUGACGCGGCGGGUGCGCAAGGCAGAGCGCCCAACAAAAGACCCAAAGAGAUCGCUUUGGUCGCUAGUAGGGAUUUGGACGCUGGAAAAAUCUUUAGCACCUCUCUAUCGCCCGACGAUCCGCUCGUGCUCAGCGUAGGAGGCAGCGCUGGCAAGCUGCGCUUGUGGGAUCUGAGCAGCAAUGCGGGAGUGCGCAAGACUUUUGCAAAGAGCUUGCACGAGCUGCGCAGCGCUCGACCCGACAUGACGCCCGAUGCGGAUGCGAGUGCGAGUGCGGAUGAGGAGGCAGCAAGCGUUUUGGGAUUGAGCGAUGGGGAUGAGGAGAGCGAUGAGGAUGAGGAAGCGGUGCGGGAGCCCGUGGAAGAGGACGACGCGAUGAGGGAAUGA
Messenger RNA from Ceraceosorus guamensis, 1956 nucleotides. RefSeq names its product WD40 repeat-like protein. Gene Ontology annotation, molecular function: protein binding. Bases 1 to 1956 code for a protein of 651 amino acids. NCBI's taxonomy places the organism in Eukaryota, Fungi, Basidiomycota, Exobasidiomycetes, Ceraceosorales, Ceraceosoraceae. The record is from RefSeq and is a predicted model, not a curated record. The transcript is spliced from 3 exons. Gene Ontology annotation, biological process: rRNA processing. Gene Ontology annotation, cellular component: nucleus.